Molecule: messenger RNA, 1869 nt
Organism: Toxotes jaculatrix (banded archerfish)
Lineage: Eukaryota; Metazoa; Chordata; Actinopteri; Toxotidae
Gene: lysmd1
Product: LysM, putative peptidoglycan-binding, domain containing 1
Exons: 3
Coding region: 475-1158 (227 amino acids)
Source: RefSeq, a predicted model, not a curated record
AUUUAGAACCACAGACUAUAUAUAAGGCGUCAUUUGGUAUCGGUUUCUUCCAGUCGUCAUGAAUGCAGCACCUGAACCCGGCAGCCAUGGCAACAUAUGGCGGCAGCCAGCUGACUGUAGGAGUCAUGCAAACAUUUACGUGAACAACUUUCUCGGCGUUUGUUUGAGAGAUAAGGUAGGUUAAACUCAUAAUUAGACAAGUUGUUGUAACUACUGUGUCAAGCGCUCGACGGGUAACUUUGGCAAGAUCAAAGUCAAAGUUUCACAGUCGAAAAAAAGACCGAGCGUCAACCGCAGUUAAGUUGAUAACUUAGCUAGCAGGCUAACUAAGCUGCUAGUUUGUGACUUUAACGCAUAUUUAUGGUAAGUAAGUUGCGUUCUCGUGAUGUGAACCACAGUAAGUUUGCGGGUAACCGGGUUAUACCACAGUUCGGUUGGUUGCGGGCUUAACGCGAGCGUAAGUGGUUCACGACCAUGUCCGGGGAACGUUCGCCUUUGCCAGCCGACGGGAACGGCCUGCUCCGCGGGAGCCGCACAAGAUCUUACGGCAGUUUGGUCCGGUCUGCGCUUUCUCCCGUUCGCCAGAGACGCAUUGAACACAAAAUUCAGCCAGGAGAGACACUGCAAGGCCUCGCCCUGAAAUAUGGAGUGUCUAUGGAGCAAAUCAAAAGAGCGAACAGGCUGUACACCAAUGACUCAAUAUUCCUGAAGAAAUCUUUGUCAAUCCCUGUGCUGUCAAACUUGGAUGACUGCAGUAACAGGGUGGAUUUGGCUGAAGAGGAGAGUGGAAAAGACAAUUCUGGCUGUGCUCCUGCUCAAAAUGGGCACUCAGAGAGCUCCUCUGGGAAUAUGGAAGAUGAUGGCAAAGGAAGGGCAUCAGACCUUAGUCCAGUGGAUUUUUUGAAAAGACUGGAUGACUUGAUAAACCAGUCCAAGCAGGCUGCUGCGAAAGGAUGCCAGGAUGCAGAGAAAAGGGUUGCCGCCCUAGAAGCAGCUUGCACCAGCAGGACAUCAGACUGGCGGCCUCUUACAAGGUCGCAGAGUGUCAUUUCAUCUUCCAGAAUGCAGCAGCAGGCAGCACAUAGGGCAGUACCGCUCACAGUCACCAAACUCACCAAGAAACUGAGAGACAGGGAAGAUGAGAUCUUUGAGCUGUGACAUGUUGUUGUUUUUUUUUUCUGCUUUCUCACUUUGAUCAUUAAAAAAAACUUCCCCAGAAAGAGGAUUGGCCUCCCAGACAAUAGAGCAUUACAGACAAAGGAAUAGAUUUCUUGUGAUCCCACUGCUGCUGUAUGAACUUUGAAGCUUAAAAGUCUUUUCAUAAUGCCAUCGAAUAGAGAUCUUGUCAUGGGAAGUUAGAGUCUUUAAAGAAGUCUUUUUAAAUGAAUAUUCCAUUCUUGUAGCCUCAUUAUUUAUUUGUUGAGAUAUAGUGUAGGUUAGGAAAGUCUUCAUAUGACCCACAGCUGUGUUUUCACAUGCAGGAAAUCAGAGCAUGAAAUGUUAAAAAUGGGAAUUUGCAGUCACAUGUUGGUUUGGUCAUAUGACUGUUCGUAUGGUCAACUCAACACGUGGCUGUGUGUAGUGCUACCUCACAGCCUCAUAAUACAAAGUUUUUCUGACUAAAACCUUUGGUAUGUGAAGUACAUGAAUCACGUUCACUGUAAAAUUAUGAGCACAAAAGUGGAUCUUUGUCUGUCCCUGCUGAAGACUUUAAAUUCUGAUGUAGCCAAAGUUAACUGAAAAAGAAAGAAAAAGAGACGUGUUUUUAGAAUAUAUUUUGACAGCAGUAUUUUUAUUGUUUGUUAUGGACACAUUUUUGAAUCAUUUAAGUUUUGUAUAGUUCAUUUUAAAAUAAAAGUUUUGAUCCCA